Penicillium samsonianum is the source of this 204-nucleotide messenger RNA. RefSeq lists its product as uncharacterized. NCBI's taxonomy places the organism in Eukaryota, Fungi, Ascomycota, Eurotiomycetes, Eurotiales, Aspergillaceae. Bases 1 to 204 code for a protein of 67 amino acids. The record is from RefSeq and is a predicted model, not a curated record. The transcript is spliced from 2 exons.
AUGCGAAGGUUGAAGAAGCGAAGGGAGAAGAUCGAUAGAAAGUAUCUUAAGCAGCAGUUCCUACGGCAGGUGCGGUAUUCCGACGCCGGGGUCAGCGUACAGACUGAUCAGAGCUGCACUGUUCCCGAUAAUGACCGUGGCCUCUUCCAAAAUUCUUCUAUAUCCCUCCUUCCGCCGCUCGCGGCGGACUCGGAGCUGCCUUAA